This is a messenger RNA of Penicillium chermesinum, 507 nucleotides long. Its product is annotated as mitochondrial 54S ribosomal protein uL13m. Bases 1 to 507 code for a protein of 168 amino acids. NCBI's taxonomy places the organism in Eukaryota, Fungi, Ascomycota, Eurotiomycetes, Eurotiales, Aspergillaceae. Gene Ontology annotation, cellular component: ribosome; mitochondrial large ribosomal subunit. Gene Ontology annotation, molecular function: mRNA binding; structural constituent of ribosome. Gene Ontology annotation, biological process: translation; negative regulation of translation. The record is from RefSeq and is a predicted model, not a curated record. The transcript is spliced from 3 exons.
AUGUCGCAGACGGUUGGAAAGACCCGUCUUGCGUAUUCUCGCGCAUGGCACUAUGUCGACGCCGGGUCCGACUCACGAUCUCUCGGCCGGCUGGCCUCAUCAAUUGCUCUUGUCUUGAUGGGCAAGCACAAGCCAAUCUACGACCCUUCGACGGACUGCGGUGACUAUGUCGUCGUGGCCGGCUGCCAUGACCUGCGAACAACCGGCAAGAAGCGAUUCCAGAAGAAGUACUACCACCACAACACACGACCCGGUAGCUUGAAGAGCAUGACGAUGGAUGAGAUGUUUGCGAAGUGGGGAGGGGGCGAGGUCCUGCGCCGCGCCGUCAAGGGCAUGUUGCCCAAGAACCGUCUACAAGAGCCCCGGUUGGCUCGGCUGAAGACCUUCGAGGGCCUUGCCCAUCCAUACAAAGAGAACAUUGUCAAGUUUGGCAACGAGUCUGUCCUGAACAAGCCGCAGGUGCAGCAGGCUUUCAAGGAGGCCAAGGAAGCCGAGGCGUCCGCGUAA